UUCCGAUGUUAGCUGCGUUGAGGUCCCUUGGACAGCCCUGGGCAACUCAUGCGACCGGCCUAGCAUUGAGAGCUUCUGCAGCUUCGUCGAGGCCUCCCGUACAAUCUCGAAUUCUCCCCCAACUCCGCUCUUUCCAUGCUACACCAGCAGCUCACCGAACUCUGAAUCAGUCGUGCCGGAACAAGCAUCAGCGACGAAGCCAAAAGUCGGCGUCUCCUCUGCUAGAGAACUCUCCCCAGCGGAAGGGUGUUUGCUCCGAAGUGUUUGUCGCCAAACCUAAAAAACCCAACUCCGGCAAGCGGAAAGUCGCCCGUGUGAAGCUGUCGACCGGAAAAUCGUGCAUGGCGUACAUCAUGGGAGAAGGGCACAACCUGCAGGAGCAUAGUGUCGUUUUAGUGAGAGGAGGUCGUGCGCAGGAUUUGCCUGGUGUGCAAUACAAAAUCGUGCGUGGAACCUUGGACCUGGGUGGUGUUGUCAACCGUAUGCGUGCUCGCAGUCGAUACGGUGUCAAGAAACCGAAGAAGUAGCUGUUUUAUGCAAGACUAUAGAUACAUAUUGGCUGUAGUUGGAUACAUUAGAUCUGAUUGCAUUGGAAAGUCCUGUUGG
Molecule: messenger RNA, 606 nt
Organism: Mycena citricolor
Lineage: Eukaryota; Fungi; Basidiomycota; Agaricomycetes; Agaricales; Mycenaceae
Source: the annotation of a GenBank genome assembly